Merops nubicus (carmine bee-eater) is the source of this 1070-nucleotide messenger RNA. RefSeq names its product src-related kinase lacking C-terminal regulatory tyrosine and N-terminal myristylation sites (gene SRMS). Gene Ontology annotation, biological process: cell differentiation; innate immune response; protein phosphorylation. The annotation marks the transcript as partial. Gene Ontology annotation, cellular component: extrinsic component of cytoplasmic side of plasma membrane. The transcript has 7 exons. The record is from RefSeq and is a predicted model, not a curated record. NCBI's taxonomy places the organism in Eukaryota, Metazoa, Chordata, Aves, Coraciiformes, Meropidae. Gene Ontology annotation, molecular function: non-membrane spanning protein tyrosine kinase activity; signaling receptor binding; ATP binding.
UGCGGAACCACGCCAAGGUCAGCCACUUCCGAAUCUGCAAGAGCCCCGGGGGCAGCCUCUACAUCCAGAAGGUGCGGAACCACGCCAAGGUCAGCCACUUCCGAAUCUGCAAGAGCCCCGGGGGCAGCCUCUACAUCCAGAAGGGUCAUCCCUUCCCCGACAUGGAGGAGCUCCUGGCCUUCUACACCCAGCACUGGAAGGUCAUCCAGAGCCCCCUGCUGCAGCCCUGCAGCCCCGCGACCCCCCCCGAGCGGGACGGCUGGGAGCGCCCGCGCUGGGAGUUCACCCUGCGGAGGAAGCUGGGCGAGGGCUACUUUGGAGAGGUGUGGGAAGGGCUGUGGAGGAACACAGUGCCCGUGGCCAUCAAGAUCAUCAAAGCUGACAUGAAGGCAGAAGACUUCACCAAGGAGAUCCAGAACCUGAAGCGCCUGAGGCAUGAGAAGCUGAUCCAGCUGCACGCUGUCUGCUCGCUGGAGGAGCCCGUGUACAUCAUCACCGAGCUCAUGCGGAAGGGCAACCUCCACACCUACCUCAACAGUCCUUAAGGGAAGUCCUUGGGCACCUCCCACCUUCUGAACAUCGCCUGCCAAGUAGCGGAUGGGAUGAGGUACCUGGAGGAGAAGCACAUUGUCCACCGGGAUCUGGCAGCCAGAAACAUCCUGGUGGGAGAGGAACUCACCUGCAAAAUCGCUGAUUUUGGACUCGCCCGGCUCCUCAAGGAUGACAUCUACUCCACCAGCAGCAGCACCAAGAUCCCGGUGAAGUGGACAGCCCCAGAGGCUGCCAACUACCGCACCUACUCCCUCAAGUCCGACGUCUGGUCCUAUGGGAUUCUGCUCUAUGAGGUCUUCACGUAUGGCCAGAUCCCCUAUGAAGGAAUGACAAACCAAGAAACCGUGAGGCAAAUCACCAGGGGCUACCGCCUUCCCCGGCCCAGCUCCUGCCCUCCUGAGAUCUACAGCAUCAUGCUGGAGUGCUGGAGUGGCAACACGGAGGAGCGUCCCACCUUCCUGGCCCUGAGGGAGAAGCUGGGCUUCAUCUACAGACGCCUGCUCAGCUCCCUUUCCUGA